Molecule: messenger RNA, 1655 nt
Organism: Chrysoperla carnea
Lineage: Eukaryota; Metazoa; Arthropoda; Insecta; Neuroptera; Chrysopidae
Product: UDP-glycosyltransferase UGT5-like
Exons: 5
Molecular function (GO): UDP-glycosyltransferase activity
Source: RefSeq, a predicted model, not a curated record
AAAUCACUUAAAAAAUUUGAUAAGCUUGUUGAAAUAAAUGAAUGCAGAAAGCAAAUUUUAUAGGCAUUUUUAUAUGUACUUGAUGUAGUGAGGAUAAUCGAUGACAUUUGGUCUUGAACAUAUUUAAGAUGCGUGUCUGGAAUGGUAUUUCCUUUUUGAUUCUAUUUAGCCUCACAUUAUCACACCAAACUUCAAAUGGAUACAAAAUAUUAGGGGUCUUUCCACAUGGAGGAAAAAGUCAUUUCAUGGUGUUUGUACCAAUAUUAAGAGAACUUGCCAGGCGUGGACAUGAAGUUACUGUUAUAAGCCACUUUCCAGAAAAAAAUCCUUUACCAAACUAUACAGAUAUAUCGAUUAUUGGCGCUGGUAAAAUUGGUUUAAACAAUAUGCAAACAUCAAUGUUUGUACCCAGUAAAAUCCAAAAUAUUAAGGAGCAUAUAUUGCUAUCAGAAAAAGGAAUGCAGAAUUGUGAGGCAUUAAAUUAUCCACAAAUUCAAGAUCUCAUUAAAUCUAAUAAAACAUUUGAUGUUAUUCUUCAAGAGCAUUUCAACAUUGAUUGUUUUUUAGCUUUAAAUUAUAUUUUUAAAGCACCAAGUAUAGGGUUAAGUUCUUCCACUAUAAUGCCAUGGAAUUUCGAUCGAUUUGGUAUUCCAAAUAAUCCCUCAUAUAUGCCAGUAAAUUUAUUAUAUUAUAGAGACGAAAUGACAUUUUAUGAACGUGUAGUCAACACAGUAAAUCAUUUCUUACAUGCAUAUGUAAUGGCCGAUUAUUUAUUAACGAGACCCGCUGAUGUUGCUGUUCGAAAGUAUCUUGGUGAAAAUAUUCCGUCAGUGGCAGAUUUAGCUAAGAAUACAAGUUUAUUUUUAAUCAAUACACAUUAUACAUUAAAUAGAGCUCGAGCAUAUCCCCCAAACGUUAUUGAGAUAUCUGGUGUACAUCUUGGGAAGCCUAAGCCACUUCCAAGCGACAUACAAAAAUUUAUUUCUGAAUCUGAACAUGGUGUGAUUUACUUUAGUUUUGGAUCUAUGUUAUUAGGAAGUUCAUUAACUGAUCAGGUCAAACAAGCAUUUAUGGAUGCCUUUAAAGAGCUGCCGCAACGAGUAUUAUGGAAAUAUGAAAAUGAAACAUUACCUGGAAAGCCAGACAAUGUUAUGAUUAGAAAAUGGAUGCCCCAAUUUGAUAUUUUGAGCCAUCCAAAUGUUGUGGGGUUCAUUUCUCAUUGUGGAUUGCUUGGUACCAUUGAAGCGUUUCAUAAUGGUGUACCGAUAAUAACGGUACCAUUUUUUGGUGAUCAAUUUGUUAAUGCAAAAGCAUUAGAAUCACAUGGAACUGCAGCUAUUCUAGAUCAUUGGAAUCUUAAAACAGACUCUAUUAGUAAAGCGUUGGAACUCAUAUUGCAACCCAGUGUGUUGGAAAAAGCGAAACGACAAGCUAGAUUAUUUCGUGACCGUCUCAUGCCUCCUAUGGAUACAGCUAUAUGGUGGAUUGAAUAUGUAGCUCGAAACGGUGGGGCAGAUGAAACGAGACCAGCUGUUGUUAAAAUGCCAUUUUAUCAAUCGGCUCUGCUGGACGUUGGAUUAUUUAUAUUAGCAGUGAUAUCAAUUAUGGUUUACAUAAAUUAUAAAUUGUUGAAAUUAAUUUUAAAUAAAUUAUUU